CUACACAUUGCAUAGUCACCCUGUGUUGCAUGUUUGCUUACUUUGAGUUAUCGAUAAAUACAAAUCAUAAACAAAUGGAAUCACGUUUUGUUUAAUGGAUUUUGCGAAGAAAAUAUUAAGUAAAUACGGCUGGAAGGAAGGCGAUGGUUUGGGAAAAAAUAACGACGGCAUUGCUGCCCCACUGAAAGCGAGUCUGAAAUUUGAUAAUGCAGGUCUGGGCGUUGAUCGUGCCAAAGAAUUUAAUGAUCAUUGGUGGGAGCGCUGCUUUAACGAGGCCGCUGCAAAUGUGAGCGUUCAGGUGGAGAAAGAUGGUCAGGUGAGCACAGCACGCAAGGAAGGUGAGGAAGCUGUGGAAAUCUCUACGAAAGGAUACUCUGCACGCAAACUUAAGAAGGCAAAAGACCAGCAUUCAGGUGCUAAUGGAGGCGCUGUAUACGAGCAUUUUCUUCAAUCAGCACUACUCACACAAGAUGAAGGCGAAGUGACAAACACGGACCGCAUAAAGUCGGAGGACAUUGCUGUCUCAACAGUCAACGUGCUGACAGAUGAGGAGUUGUUCAAGGCUUGUGGGGGUAGAACUGCGCACAAGGGAGCCCGACAUGGACUGAAAUUGAGCGGUAAAUUGGCGCGUAUUGAGCAGCAGGAACGUGAGAUGCUGGCUAAGCUACAGCUCAAACAGACCGCACCGGAUGAAGUGGUGGAACCCACAAGCAAAAAAAAAAAGAAGCGUAAGGACAAAUUAGCAGAAAAAGUCGAGGUUGUGCCUUUAGAAACUAAGAAGCGAAAAUUGGAAAGCUGCCCCGAGGAAGUUGUCAAGUCAAAAAAAAAGAAAAAGAACAAUAAGUAGUUGGACUAAUUAUAGUGUACAUAUUUCUUGUAUUUAGUUAUAAUAAAUCUAUACACGCU
Drosophila busckii is the source of this 906-nucleotide messenger RNA. Its product is annotated as G patch domain-containing protein 4. The record is from RefSeq and is a predicted model, not a curated record. NCBI's taxonomy places the organism in Eukaryota, Metazoa, Arthropoda, Insecta, Diptera, Drosophilidae. The coding region runs from base 95 to 847 and encodes 250 amino acids. Gene Ontology annotation, molecular function: nucleic acid binding. The transcript has a single exon. Gene Ontology annotation, biological process: regulation of ribosome biogenesis. Gene Ontology annotation, cellular component: nucleolus.